AUGCACGGCACCGACUUUCCGACAAAUGGCCACACUAAUGGGCCGCUUUCCGCACGUGAUUCCGCGUCUUCCGUCCUGUCCUCGAUUGGUAGCCCUGGUGUCGGCCAACUACUCUACUGCAUGACCAGCACCACCAACACCAGCUUCACCAGCUUCACCCAGCUUCACUUUGUCUUCUUGUUUUCUUCUCUCACCAUCGCGAGCCAAUCUCCUACUUGCACAUCUUUCGCCUUGCGUGCGCGUCUGCAAGAGGGAGGGCAGCAUUGCAUUCCAAACAUGGUUUCGGGGAAUGGGAACAGCGCCCAACCAUCCUGGCAGGGUCUGCCUGUUUACAAACGGCGCUUUCAAGAGGUUGGAUGCCUCGUCAGGCAUAUCCUCGUGGACAGACCUUCCCAUGCUGCUCUUGCAUGCCUAUCAGAACACGCAUCUGUGCUCGAUUACCUCUGCACUCGGACGCUCUUCUUGGAUCGCGGGAGACGAGUACGGUAG
This is a messenger RNA of Plenodomus lingam JN3, 489 nucleotides long. Lineage: Eukaryota; Fungi; Ascomycota; Dothideomycetes; Pleosporales; Leptosphaeriaceae. The record is from RefSeq and is a predicted model, not a curated record.